Molecule: messenger RNA, 2280 nt
Organism: Glycine soja
Lineage: Eukaryota; Viridiplantae; Streptophyta; Magnoliopsida; Fabales; Fabaceae
Product: importin subunit alpha-2-like
Exons: 11
Coding region: 160-1755 (531 amino acids)
Biological process (GO): NLS-bearing protein import into nucleus
Cellular component (GO): cytoplasm; nucleus
Molecular function (GO): nuclear import signal receptor activity; protein binding
Source: RefSeq, a predicted model, not a curated record
CUCCACACACGCCACCGCUAUUUAAAUUUCCUCCAAGUAUCGCAAAAGCAACGUCGCUCUAAUUCUCAAUCGUAUAACCUAGGGUUUUCCCAAUUCCGAAUUCCGAUUACUCGGAUCGAUCUCCGAUUGUUGCUAGGGUUAGGGUUGUUGUCGUUAACGAUGUCGCUGAGGCCGAAUGCUAGAACCGAGGUUCGCCGCAACCGCUACAAGGUGGCGGUGGACGCCGACGAGGGUCGCCGGAGGAGGGAGGACAACAUGGUGGAGAUCCGCAAGAGCAAGCGCGAAGAGAGCCUCCAGAAGAAGCGCCGCGAAGGCCUCCAAGCUCAGCAGCAGUUCCCCACUCCUCUCCAAGCCGCCUCCAUUGUCGAGAAAAAGUUAGAGAGCCUUCCUGCGAUGGUUGCUGGAGUGUGGUCCGAUGAUAACAGCCAGCAACUGGAAGCGACCACGCAGUUUCGGAAACUGCUUUCGAUCGAGCGCAGUCCUCCAAUUGAGGAAGUUAUUCAAGCUGGGGUUGUGCCUCGAUUUGUGGAGUUUCUUGUUAGGGAGGAUUUCCCUCAACUUCAGUUUGAGGCUGCGUGGGCUCUCACAAACAUAGCAUCUGGAACUUCUGAGAAUACCAAGGUGGUGAUUGAUCAUGGGGCAGUUCCGAUAUUUGUCAAGCUACUUAGUUCGCCCAGUGAUGAUGUUCGGGAGCAGGCAGUGUGGGCAUUGGGGAAUGUUGCUGGUGACUCUCCUAAGUGUCGUGAUCUUGUUCUCAGCCAUGGUGCCCUGAUCCCACUGUUGGCCCAGUUGAAUGAACAUGCAAAACUUUCAAUGUUGAGAAACGCAACAUGGACCCUGUCAAACUUCUGCAGGGGCAAGCCACAGCCUCCAUUUGAGCAGGUGAGGGCAGCGCUUCCUGCUCUAGAACGAUUGGUUUUUUCCAAUGAUGAAGAAGUCUUGACAGACGCAUGUUGGGCACUAUCAUAUCUUUCCGAUGGAACAAAUGACAAAAUCCAAGCCGUUAUUGAGGCUGGUGUGUGUCCCAGACUGGUGCAGCUCCUUCUGCACCCAUCCCCUUCAGUGCUGAUUCCUGCUCUUCGCACAGUGGGAAAUAUUGUGACAGGAGAUGAUAUGCAGACUCAGACUAUCAUCAAUCAUGGUGCGCUCCCAUGCCUCUUGAGCCUGUUGACACAUAAUCAUAAAAAAAGUAUCAAGAAAGAAGCUUGCUGGACCAUUUCAAACAUUACAGCUGGAAACAGAGAUCAGAUACAGGCUGUUGUUGAAGCUGGUUUGAUUGCCCCCCUUGUCAAUCUUCUUCAAAAUGCUGAGUUUGACAUUAAAAAAGAAGCUGCUUGGGCAAUCUCAAAUGCUACAUCUGGCGGUACCCAUGAGCAGAUCAAGUAUCUGGUGAGCCAGGGUUGCAUUAAGCCUCUCUGUGAUCUGCUUGUUUGCCCUGACCCAAGAAUCGUCACUGUCUGUUUAGAAGGACUUGAGAAUAUUCUGAAGGUUGGGGAAGCUGAGAAGAGCAUGGGUAACAGUGGAGAUGUCAACUUGUAUGCACAGAUGAUAGACGAAGCAGAGGGAUUGGAGAAAAUUGAAAACCUGCAGAGUCAUGACAACAAUGAAAUAUAUGAAAAAGCUGUUAAAAUUCUUGAGACAUAUUGGUUGGAAGACGAUGAUGAGACACUACCUACAGGCGAUGGUGCUCAACCUGGUUUUAAUUUUGGAAACAAUGAUGUUCCAGUUCCAUCUGGUGGAUUCAACUUUAGUUGAAGACUGUUGUGUGGGAACCUGGUUGGAUGGAGCUGGGUUGAUGCUAGGGUGACUGUCGGAGUCGAGUCUGGGUGGGGUGGGGAGUUGGGGGUUUGGGUGGGUGAGUGAGUUCGGUCCUUGCACCUCAUGGUGUCUGUCUGGUUUAAGUCUGGUCUUGUGUCCGUGGCUAACGGGGUGCAGGGACGGGUCAGUUUAACUACCAUGUCCAAAUAAGAAGGGUGGUGGUGGGUGGGUUCAACAGCAGCAUAAUGACCUUGUUAGAAGUUUAUGUUGUGUUUAAAGUAUAUAUAUUUGCUGGGCAUAACUAUGGGGAGGUUCUAUGUUGCAGUAGCAGAGACCAUAUUAUGUGGCAGUGGAUGGGUUUUCUUGAAUGCGGCUUUUGAGUCCUAUUAUUUAUUGAGUCGUAGUUGUAUUGGUAAUUUAUACAGAGUCGGUAUUUGAUUUGAGUGAAUACAGUAUCCAGAAACCAAUUUUAUGGUGUAUUCAAAUGAAAAGAAUUAGCGCUAUUUUUUGUGCUUACAUAUA